This is a messenger RNA of Mustela erminea (ermine), 388 nucleotides long. Its product is annotated as non-histone chromosomal protein HMG-17-like. The record is from RefSeq and is a predicted model, not a curated record. Bases 1 to 375 code for a protein of 124 amino acids. NCBI's taxonomy places the organism in Eukaryota, Metazoa, Chordata, Mammalia, Carnivora, Mustelidae. Gene Ontology annotation, molecular function: nucleosomal DNA binding. Gene Ontology annotation, biological process: chromatin organization. The transcript is spliced from 2 exons. Gene Ontology annotation, cellular component: chromatin; nucleus.
AUGUGUGCCACAACUAUAAGAGACAAGAAUGACCCGUGGACCGGCCAAAGCCCGCGCGGCGCUGCAUCCCCGCGUCCAGUGCUUACGUCCCGCCGCCGUCGCCACCAUCCCGGGAGAAAGGCCGAGGGAGAUGCUAAAGGAGAUAAAGCCAAGGUGAAGGACGAGCCACACAGAAGAUCUGCAAAGUUAUCUGCUAAACCUGCUCCUCCAAAGCCAGAGCCCAAGUCUAAAAAGGCCCCAGCAAAGGGAGAGAAGGUACCCAAAGGGACAAAGGGGAAAGCUGACGCCAGCAAGGAUGGGAAUAACCCUGCAGAAAAUGAAGACGCCAAAACAGACCGGGCACGGAAAGCCGGAGGUGCUGGAGAUGCCAAGUGAAGGGUGUGCAUCU